UCGACUAGUCCAGGAGAGGAAGUUGCCAAAGGCGCAGAGCCUUAUCCUCUGGUACCAGAGUCUGAAGUCUGUGGUAUCCUUGGGUGACCCGCUGCCAUGUCUGGUUCAAAGACGCCCUUCAGGUCCCUGGCCUCUACUAACGGGUCGAGCUUCAUGGCAGCCGCUGAGGCAGCACUCCAGACCCAGGUUCCUCUUGGUUCCUUUUCACCUACCAAUGAAGAAAGGGGCCGUGUGGAAUUCAAGGACGUGGCUAUCUACUUUUCGGAAGAAGAAUGGACACUUCUUGAUGACUCUCAGAGGUUCCUGUACAGCAGUGUGAUGAUGGAGGUCUUUGUCCUCGUGGCCUCAUUGGGACUCAUACCUGCUGGGGUCUGUGACAUCACUCAGCUGGAGUCUUCAGGAGGUCCCUUCACCCCUACACUGAGAUUUAAGGCUCCAGGAUAUUGGAACAGAGAGGAUGAGAUGUCACCCAGUGAGUGGAGUACUUCUUCCGAAGAAGGGAUUGAUGCAACCGUGCUUGAAUGCCAGAAGCAGAGAUGUGCUAAGAAACCCCUACAAAGGAAACAAGACAGGAUUCCAGCUAUGAAGACUGGCAGAAGUGACCCUCCAGAGAAGACAUCACAAAGCACAGACCAUGUGAUGGACUUCCAGGACUCUUCAAGUCGUCUUGGGUCUCAGGUGACUCCCAGCACUGGGCAGCCACACAGAAGCUCUGAGAACGCAGACUCCAUUCAGUCUGAGAAUGGAAACCACAAGUGCAGUGACUGUGGCAAAACUUUCAGUCUUAAGUUCCGGCUUAUCCGACACCAGAAAAUACACACUGAAGAAAGGCCUUUUAAGUGCCAUGAAUGUGGGAGAUCCUUCCGGCAAAAUGCCCAUCUCAUUGUGCACUUGAGAAUCCACACUGGAGAAAAGCGAUAUAAAUGCAGUGAAUGUGGGAAAGCUUUCAAUUAUAAAAGCUCUCUCACUCAACAUCUGAAUGCCCACAAUGGAGAAAUGCCCUAUAAGUGCAGUGAAUGUGGGAAAUUGUACAGGAACAAAUCCAGCUUGGUAUGUCAUUAUCGAAUCCAUACCGGGGAAAAGCCCUUUGAGUGCACUGAAUGUGGACAAUCAUAUAGGAACAGAGACAGCCUCGCAAGUCAUUAUCGAUUUCAUACCGGUGAAAAGCCCUAUACGUGCUUUAAAUGUGGGGAAUCAUUUAAGGAAACGUCUAGCCUUUUUUAUCAUGGCCGCAGGCACAAUGGGGAAAGGCCUUUCCAGUGUAGCGAAUGUGGAAAGGAUUUCAUCCAAAAGUCUCACCUCGUGAAACAUCAAAAAGUCCAUUGCAAGCCUUUCAUGUGCGAUGGGUGUGGGAGUGUCUUCACUUCAGGUUACAGCCUCAUUAGGCAUAAAAGAGCUCACCACACGCAAAAGCAAUAUGAGUGCAAAGAAUGCGACAAAGUGUAUUGCAAUAGCUCUGGCCUCUAUAAACAUCGCAAGGUUCACAAUAAAUAGAAAGGCACUGAGAACAAAAUAUGUCCAAAGUCCCUUAGUUAUCUGAACACCUGAACAUUCCCUGGGGGCUGGGGGAGGGAAACCAUGAACACUUCAAAUGUGGAGGAUGUCCUCCCAGACCCUCAUGUGGUGGGCUCCUCGUCAGAGAAGCUUCUUGCUGGCAAUGAACUCAGCCAGCCACAACUGGACAGUACAGAGAGUGAGAGACUCUGGAGCACUCAGCCCUAAAUGCCAUGUCUUCUUCAAACCCUCCCCUCAAGGCUCAGGGAUCUCUGGGGGAGAGGCGGGAGAAAGAUUAUAUGAGCCAGAGGUGCUGGAUGAUUCCCAGGAAAGAGUAACGUCUGUUUAUACACAUGAGGACUGGUAGAAAUGGAAGUCACAGACUGGCAGCACAGACAAGACACACUCAAACCCGACAAAGUCCUAGUACUGAGAGGGGAAGAAGUGCACACAAAAUCCCCCUCCUAACCAAGAAGCAAUUGAUUACCCAAGUUUUCUCCAGAGAACUAUCACUGGAUAUAUGAACCACACUCCAAAGAGGCCGUAUGCCCAGGAGUAGCUGACCAGCAGAUUGUUUUUGUUGUUGCUUAGUUUUAGUAUUUUGUUUUUCAGAGAAAGUAAAACCAUUAAUUGAGUGGGUAGGGAGGUGAGAAGAGUCUGGGUGGAGUCAGGGAAGGGAAAGACUAUGACCAA
Molecule: messenger RNA, 2187 nt
Organism: Mastomys coucha (southern multimammate mouse)
Lineage: Eukaryota; Metazoa; Chordata; Mammalia; Rodentia; Muridae
Product: zinc finger protein 773-like
Exons: 5
Coding region: 97-1494 (465 amino acids)
Biological process (GO): regulation of DNA-templated transcription
Source: RefSeq, a predicted model, not a curated record